This is a messenger RNA of Lacerta agilis (Sand lizard), 572 nucleotides long. It is a transcript of the gene CCDC137, whose product is annotated as coiled-coil domain containing 137. The record is from RefSeq and is a predicted model, not a curated record. The transcript has 3 exons. NCBI's taxonomy places the organism in Eukaryota, Metazoa, Chordata, Lepidosauria, Squamata, Lacertidae. The annotation marks the transcript as partial.
CUAGAUUUCAGAAAGAAGAAGCUAGAUAAAAUCCGUAGGAAGAAAGAGGAGAAAAAAGCAGCAUUGCUGGAGAAAGACUUUCUCAAAGACUCAGUGAAGUUUGGUGAGGUUGCUGAACAGCCCCCAACAAUUACAGCAAAACCUAGGAAGAGUGUUGUCAAAGACAUGGCUGGCAAGAAGCAGCUUCUGCUGACAUCUCUCUUGGGCUCCGGUGGGACACCCUCCACUCCAAAAGUGUUCCACACAUCCCUUGCUCGCCAGAGGAUCGUGCAGGAGGAAAGAGAAAGGGUUGUCCAAGCUUACCGGGACAUAAAGAAACGCAAGCAGCAGCAAAUGGCCGAAAACCAGCUUGCUAUUGACAAACUAAAGAAGCCCGUCUGAGAUGUCGGAAUGCUUCCACUGUGCCAGAAAACGGGAAGAAACAUUUUAAUUCAAGGACAGAGCAGCAGCCAAGAUGGCGGUAUAUUUAAACGGUCCUCUUUUUGGAUGACUGCAUCAAGCCAUCUGGACCAGCAGAUUGACUGGUGUUGUAUGCAUUGGGCAAUAUGGCAGUUGUCUGCUACUUCCAGUAG